Molecule: messenger RNA, 10098 nt
Organism: Oncorhynchus kisutch (coho salmon)
Lineage: Eukaryota; Metazoa; Chordata; Actinopteri; Salmoniformes; Salmonidae
Product: F-box only protein 41
Exons: 14
Coding region: 706-3288 (860 amino acids)
Molecular function (GO): protein binding
Source: RefSeq, a predicted model, not a curated record
GGUCAUUAUCACUGGUACAUGCAGUUGCAGUAACUAGCCCUACUUGGACAUGAUUUUUUUAAAAUGAUUAGUUUGUAGAAAUGUUCUCUGUUACGCAUGCAGUCAUCUGAAGGCCUCGUUCUCCAGGGAACGAUCCAGUGUUUUUCUGUCCUGUGCUCACAGGAAUGAAAGCUCCUUGGGAAUCACACAGGUAGAGGGAUGCCUUUCAUCUUCUAGAUUUCGGCCGGCAGAAAUCUUUAUUGGAGCUCGAACAGCCUUAUCUUCUCUCCUUCGCUCUCCCUGUGCGCCCUCCCGCUCUAGAGCAAGCCUACUGUAUUUCUGCUGCAGAGUGGGGCGUGUGACGUCAACGAAUGCUGGAGCGGCUCCUUGGCUCGAGCGAGAAAUGGGGAGAAAAUUCCGAGGGCCAAAGGUUCAUGGUGAGGCAGAAGUAACGGUGACGAGGAACAAAUCUACAACCUAAGAAGAUUCUGAAUCUGCGGAUUUGUGUUUGUGUGUGUCAGACUGUCAGUAUGUGAUGGCGUGAAUGGCCUUUGGUCUAAUUCUCGCCUCCCUCAGACAUCCGUCUUCCUUCUCGCCCUCAUUUAACUCUCACCACCACCAUUUUGGUACCAUGAGAGGACCCGCCCAGUACUCCGUGAGUAGUACGCCCGUGGCGUGUCUGCGCCGCUGUGCCGCGUGAGGGGCCCCCCGCCGGCCUUUCGCGGAAUGGCUUCUUUGGACCUGCCCUACCGCUGUCCUCGUUGCGGGGAGCACAAACGCUUCCGGUCGCUGUCCUCCCUCCGCGCCCACCUGGAGUACAGCCAUACCUACGAGACGCUCUACGUGCUCUCCAAGUCCAACAGCGUGUGUGACGCCGCUGCACUACUCCCCCUGGUGGCCGACGGAGACCUUCUCCUCGCUCCUUCUGCCCCCGGCGGUAACCGCAGCAACAACAACGACCCCUUCGACGGACUUCAACUCCGGUCUUCCGCCUUCAGGGACUUCAAGGAGCGUCGCUUUCCGUGCCGCGAGCUUCCCUGUCCCGACGACCUCGGCGGUUUGUCCACAACGUCCAACGCCGCGGCUCUCUACAUCCCCAAUGUAGAGUUCCCCCUGGGGGAGAUCUUUGUGAAGAAAGCCAUGAGUGCAGCCGGUGACCAUCACGGUUCCCACAGCAACCAAAGCACGGCCGUGGCGGUGGCGGCGAAUGUGGCGGCGAGCGCAGUGGAGGCGGCCUAUGAGGAGGGUCUGGCCAGGCUGAAGGCAAGGGCCUUUGAGCGUCUGGAGCUGGACGAGAGGCUGGAGAAACUCUCAGAGGAGGUGGAGCAGAAGAUAGCUGCACGUGUGGGCCGGCUGCAGACAGAGCUGGAGAGGAAGAGCGGCGAGCUGGAGCGGGCCAAGCAUGAGAGCGAGCGGCUGGGCCAGGAGAAACAGGACCUGGAGGACAAGGCAUCGGAGCUCUCCCGCCAGGUGGAUGUUUCGGUGGAGAUGCUGGCCAACCUCAAGCAGGACCUGGUCAGCAAGGAGGAGGAGCUCACCCACAAACAACAGGAGGUAACCCAGAUAGACCAGUUCCUCCAGGAGACGGCGGCGCGGGAGGCCAACGCCAAGGUGCGCCUGCAGCAGUUCAUCGAGGAGCUCCUGGACCGUGCCGACCGUGCCGAGAAACAGCUGCAGAUCAUCAGCAGCUGCGGGACCACACCCAACGGCAGCAUGGGACGCUGCAGCCUGCCCGGCACCAACAAGGGCUCCAACAAUGGACGCCAGAGGAACUCCAGUAUCUCUGGGACGUCUAGGGGCAUGUACCAGGUCUCUGACCGACGAUCCUCUCCCAGCACCGGAGCGUCGGGCCGGGUCAAGUCCUGCUCCCAGGGCACGGGCGGGGGCUACGACAGCGGCGACAGCGUGGAGAUGCACCCCAUGGAAGAGUGCCCCGAGGGCCAGUACUACCACGUCCAGUGUCGGCUGGGGGAAGGGGGCGGACAGGGAGGGGGCGGACAGUGCUACGAGAGGGCCGGGGUGUCCCGGAGCUGGGGGCUCCGCAAGCAGGCCAUCCAGAACUGGCAGCGGCGACCCUACCGGAACAGCACGGAGGGGGAGGAGGGCGACGUGUCGGACGUGGGCUCCAGGACUACCGAGUCGGAGGCGGAGAUGUGGGAGCAGCAGGAGAGGAGGGCCACCAUGGCUGAGACGCAGCAGUCUGGAGCACCGAGACAAUCUGGGUACCGCCAAGGCACAGGCCGUUCCGAGGGGGGCUACCGCCACAACAAGCCGUGUCGCCACGACAAGAGCCCGUCCCGGUCCAACAGCGAGGUGAUCAGCCCGGAGAUACUGAAAAUGAGGGCGGCUCUGUUCUGUAUCUUUACCUACCUAGACACCAAGACCCUGUUGAGGGCCGCGGAGGUCUGCAGGGACUGGAGGUUUGUGGCCCGCCACCCUGCCGUGUGGACCCGGGUGCUGCUGGAGAACGCCCGCAUCUCCUCCAAGUUCCUGAGUACACUGUCCCAGUGGUGCACCCAGACCCAUUCCCUCAUCCUCCAGAACCUCAAACCACGACAGAGGGGCAAGAAGGAGAUCAAGGAGGAGUACCUCAAGAGCACACGUGGUUGUCUGGAGGAGGGCCUGGAGUCCUUGCUGAAGGCUACAGGAGGGAACCUGUUGAUCCUCAAGGUGUCUCAUUGUCCCAACCUGCUAACUGACCGCUCCCUGUGGCUCGCCAGCUGCUACUGCCGAGCCCUGCAGGCCGUAACAUACAGGAGUGCCACAGACCCUGUAGGACAGGAGGUGAUCUGGGCUCUAGGAGCCGGCUGUAGAGACAUCAUCUCUCUCCAGGUGGCACCACUACAUCCAUGCCAACAACCGGCUCGCUUCAGCAACCGAUGCCUGCAGACCAUUGGCCGAUGCUGGCCACACCUCAGAGCCCUGGGCGUGGGCGGGGCAGGGUGUGGCGUUCAGGGACUAGCCUCAUUGGCGAGGAACUGCAUGCGUCUGCAGGUGUUGGAGCUGGACCAUGUGAGUGAGGUCAACCAGGAAGUGGCAGCAGAGGUGUGCAGGGAGGGUCUGAAGGGCCUGGAGAUGCUGGUCCUCACCUCCACCCCGGUCACCCCUAAGGCCCUGCUACACUUCAACAGUGUGUGUCGUAACCUGAAGUCCAUCGUGGUGCAGAUCGGGGUGGAGGACUACUUCGAGGACCCCAACAGCCCUGAGGCUAGGAAGCUGUUUGACGAGAGGGUGAACAAGCUGCAGGGCUUGAAGAAGAGACCGGGCUUCUCCAAAAUUCUGCACGUGAAGGCGGACAUCCUCUGCUAACCCCAUCCACCACCCAGAACCCCCAAAGAAAAAGGGUCGGCCAUUUUGUUUCCAGACACACCAACACAACCGACCUAGUCAUUUGUAACCCCUUGACGUGACGCGAGGACGAAACAGCCUGAAGUACCAGUCAGCCAACACACGCAUGUAACUGAAGAGGAAAUUCAGCAACAUGAUACUUUAUUGUUAAAAAUAAAAACCAAUGUGUUUUUAGCUCUUAGCCUUGACUAAAAGACAGACACCACAGACAGAUAGACGCUCCAUAGACCACUACAAUGCCAAUUGGAGAGAUGCAAUGCAGUACAGAACAGAGGAUAGACCAGACAAGAGGCCUGGAUAAGUCAGGUCAACACCUUACCCUGGAGCAUACAAACCCAGUGGAAAUUCUCAGAAAGGGACCAAACCCUCCUUUACCAUAGAUGUAUUAGAGAGCUCAUCUCCCAUCUUUUCAAUGGCUGCUUUUUUGACCCAAUGGGCAGCACCAUUGAGGGCUAUCUCUAUUUUUAAAGUAGUACAUUUUGUGUGUCCUCUAUCCAACUCUAUGGUGGGGUAAAGUGUAGUAAACACAUCAUCAGGCUGGUAACAAGACCAGGGGCCCCUAAGUCUCCGCGAAAACUAACAGGGACCAUGUUUGUGACUUGCUGACCUUCCAAACAGAUUUGAAACAAACUCUUAUUGGACUUUGUAGAUGCCGUAAUCUCGGCGGGCAUUUUGAUUUCAACUGAGAAAAGAGCUGUAAGCUGGGGGAUAGAUGUCAUGAAGGAAAUGCACAUGAGCAGUAAAGCAGAUGUAGGGAUGGACGGUGUGUGAUUUUUGACCCUGUCCUGAGCCAGAGGAGUAAGUUAAAAUAGACCCUCAACUCCCAACGUGUGUGUGUGUGUGUGUGUGUGUGUGUGUGUGUGUGUGUGUGUGUGUGUGUGUGUGUGUGUGUGUGUGUGUGUGUGUGUGUGUGUGUGUGUGUGUGUGUGUGUGUGUGUGUGAUGCAUGACAUACCAGCUUCAGACUUGGUCAAACAUAAAAUGAGAAGAUAUCUUGUCACCUUUUAGAUUUUUUUUUAUUCCAAGGUCUUUAUCGGCCUAUCAGCCGCUCCAUGGUGUAGUCGCCAUGGGAACAGUGCAGUUCCCAUCUUCAGCAAGAUCAUCAGCGGAGCACAGUCUCUCACGCACACGCUUGGAUUUUCAGCUGUCAAUGACUUUUGUCUGUGGAACUCUUACAGUAUCUGUAGGCCGGCUGGUCCAUGAGGAAGCUACUGUUUAUUUUGUUUUUAAACAGGGUUGCAAAUGGAUUCCUUUUGCCUUUUAUUUCAGAAUUGAUGACUUUCAUAGCUGUGUGUGUUCUCUCCGAUGUGCCACUAAUCUAUAGGAGCGUUGUGUAAGGCAGUCGUUCACCCUAUUCAAAUAACUAGCCACUAGCUCUGUAAGCUACAGUGAAUUACAUGAGGUUCAUCCCAAAUGCACCCUAUUCCCUAUGGACAGUAGUGCGGCAGGGUAGCCAAGUGGUUAGAGCGUUGGACUAGUAACCGGAAGGUUGCAAACCCCUGAGCUGACACGGUACAAAUCUGUCGUUCUGCCCCUGAACAGGCAGUUAACCCACUGUUCCUAGGCAGUCAUCGAAAAUAAGAAUUUGUUCUUAACUGACUUGCCUAGUUAAAUAAUGGUCCAAUCAGGCCUCCAAGGCCUGGAAUAGGGUGACAUUUGGGAUGCAGUCUUGAUCUCAAUUGCCUAAAAAUCCUCUUCUUGUUUCUUCAUCUGCACUGAUUGCCGUGUCAAGUGAAAACAAAAUGGUGGAAGCUCAUCAUUAGGCUGUCUUUCACCUGACCAGUUAUUUUCACUCAGUGCAAUGGCGGGAGAAGAGGACAGAGUUGUUAGACAAUUGAGUAAGAUCGCCUGUAGGUAUCCACUCGCAGUAGUGUACCAUUUAUUUCUUCAGGCAUUCAUGCAAGUUGUCGAGCUCAGGCAACAAUGCACCCCGACCUAAACCAUGCAUCCACCCCAGGGAGGCAUCUCAAGUCUAAUGUGGACUCCUUCUGACAGAAGACAACAGUUGGAAGCUUGAUCCUCUGGUAGGCUUUGACUUAUCCUUUGUUUGUACGUCAUUGUAGAUCAAGGAAAGGAAAUGAGAAAAAGCCAUUUUAGACUAUUGAGAUGCAGCCCGUGUGCCAGAGAGGAAAGGCUGCAGGGCGAAUGCUUUACUUCCCCGGCAGGUUUUUUUUUUUUUUAAAUGGAGAGAUGUUUAGUAAAGUUGAGCACCGAGUUCUGUUCUAAGUUACGUGCUGCUUUGUUUUAGUAGUGCUAGCCUGACAUAUACACACACACACACACACACACUACAGUCGUGGUUUCUCAUCUCCAUGUUCUCUUCCAAUACUGAAUAUUGUACUGCCAUGGUGGCUGUGAAAAGACUAGAAGGGGUUGAAAGGCUUGCCCCUUCGAUUGAAAAGGUGUUUUUAAAGCCGCUGCCACAAUAGAGGAAAACACAAUGCACUUCUUUAUUUAGGGAUGUGGUCCAAAUGGCACCCUUUUCCCUGUAUAGUGAACUACUGUACUUUAGAUGAGGGCCCAUAGGGCUCCGGUCAAAAAUGGUGCACUAUAUAGGGAGUAGGGUGGGUGCCAUUUGGGUUGCAACUUUAGGGGGUUUUCAGUUCCUGACAAUCUAGUCUUCUUUAAGACAUUAAAAACUGUACAUAAUGUUGUUUAUAAUAUAAAAAGAUUACUGCAUUUGGUGUUAUAAAAUUAAAGGUCAUAAGUAUAAGGAUCUUCACGAUGAAAAAAAAUGAGUAUUUUAAGAAAAAUGAGUAAAUUAAGAGUCUACAGGUGUCGAUUCUGAAACAUUUUCUCUCCAAAGUCGAACUGAAAGAUGCAGCUAUAUUAUGUAUAAACGGUAGUGUUGAAAUUUGCGGUUGUGUACUAUAGAUACUUUAUAUUCAAUGUUCACGAUCAAUGUGCUAUAGAGAUGGACAUUAUUUAAGAAAGAGGAUAAAGAUUAUUUGAGCUAUUUAUUUCUAUAAAAAGAGAGGUCUAUAAUGUUGGCAUGUUUGUGGUCAUGCAUCAAUCAUCACGUUGCCUUUGACAUAUUCUGCUGUAGUGGCUGUAGUUAACUUUAAUGUUUAAAAAGAUUUUACGAUUGCUUGCAAAGGUUUAUGGUGUAUUUUAUUUUUAAUACGUGUGUUGCACUAGUGGCAAAAAAAUAAGAAUACUGAUAUGUAAUAUUAGUGCUGUAUUUUAGUGUUUAAAACGCUUUCUCAGUAUUUGACAUAUUAUGAUGCACUUUUAGAGUUCCAUGGUGGUUCUUUAGGAUUAAGAAAUCACACUUUUCAGCCUGUCAACAUUGUCAUGCUGUUUCCAUGGUUUCCUCUGUGCUAGCGAUAGGUGCGAGCGAUAGGUUGGUUGGCAAGAAGGUCGAUUACUUCACAACCAGUAGCCAAUGGCAAUGGAGAGUUUAACAUGUCACACAAUGCAGACCCUAUUUUAAUCGCCUAUAUCUGUCAUAUCUCGCUCUCAUUGGCUGUUGAAGUUUAUGGUUGAACCAUGGCCAACCUGGUUCAACUGGAUUUCAAGUGGUUUUGAGGUUCAUCUUACACCAACAUGACCUUAUGCUCACAAUCAUGAUCAUUACCAGGUAAUGGCAAGAAUACAGUGCCUUGCAAAAGUAUUCACCCCCCUUGGUGGUUUUUGCCUAUUUUGUUGCCUGUAAUUGAAAUACAUUUUUAUUUUUAUUUUUAUUUGGAUUUGCACAAAAUAGUCCAAAUUGGUGAAGUGAAAUGAAAAAAAAGAACCUGUUUCAAAAACGGAAAGGUGGUGAGUGCGUAUGUAUUCACCCCUUUUGCUAUGAAGACCCUAAAUAAGAUCUGGUGUAACCAAUUACCUUCAGAAGUUACAUAAUUCAUUAAAGUCCACCUGUGUGCAAUCUAAGUGUCACAUAAUCUCACACCUGUUCUGAAAGGCCCAAGAGUCUGUAACACCACUAAGCAAGUGGCACCAUGAAGACCAAGGAGCUCUCCAAACAGGUCAGAGACAAAGUUCGGGGUUGGGUUAUAAAAAAAUAUCUGAAACUUUGAACAUCCCACAGAGCACAAUUUAAAUCCAUUAUUAAAACAUUGAAAGAAUAUGGCACCACAACAAACUUGCCAAGAGUGGGCCGCAAACCAAAACUCACAGACCAGGCAGGGAGUGCAUUAAUCAGAGAGGCAACAAAGAGACCAAAGAUAACCCUGAAGGAGCUGCAAAGCUCCACAGCAGAGACUGGAGUAUCUGUCCAUAGUAUCUGACCACUUUAAGCCGUACACUCCGCAGAGCUGGGCUUUAUGGAAGAGUGGCCAGAAAAAAGCCAUUGCCAAAAGGCAUGUGGGAGACUCCCCAAUUAUAUGGAAGGUAUUCUGGUCAGAUGAGACUAAAAUGUAGCUUUUUGGCCAUUAAGGAAAACGCUAUGUCUGGCACAAACCCAACAUAUAACAUGGGGUGAUAAAAUGAUACAACCCCCCCCCCAAAAAAAAAUCUAUUUAAAUUCCAGGCUGUAAGGCAACAAAAUAGGGAAAAUGCCAAGGGGGGGUGAAUACUUUCGCAAGGCACUGGAACUAAGUUUGUGUACUCUGUGUUUGUGUUGGUUUGCUUUAAAGCUUCUUAACCAGAUUCAUUGUGUGACAGAAGUCCUGCUGAAAUUGUUUUAGAACAUGCCCUGAAAACGGAAACGAAUGAGAGAAUGAGAUUAAGAGUUGUAGAGAAGUCAUUCUGACAAAAACAUACUGCAUGUCAGGGUUCUCCAACUGGCAGCCCCGGGCAGUGAUUUUAUUAGCCUUUUAUUUGAUCUCUGAGUAACAAAAAAAUACACUUUUUGACAAUUAUUUUUAAGUGGUUGGACAUAAUACUGUAAAAACAACAGCAAAUCAGCUCCAAUUGAUUUAUUUUGGAAAUCUGUUCCUAAGUAUUCCCACGCAUAAGAGAGAGAGAUAUGUGAUGGUAUACAAAUGUAAGUUCGGUUUGAAAUGAUUGUUUUAGUCAAAUAUACAGAACCAAAAGUUUGGACACAUACUCAUUCAAGGGGUUUCUGUAUUUUGUACUAUUUUCUACAUUGUAGAAUAAUAGUGAAGACGUCAAAACUAUGAAAUAACACAUAUGGAAUCAUGUAGUAACCAAAAUGUGUGAAACAAAUCAAAAUAUAUCUUAGUUUCUAGUAGUCACCCUUUGCACACCCUUGGCAUUCUCUCAACCAGCUUCACCUGGAAUGCUUUUCAGUUUUGAAGGAGUUCCCACAUAUGCUGAGCACUUGUUGGCUGCUUUUCCUUCACUCUGCAGUCCAACUCAUCCCAAACCAUCUCAAUUGGGUUGAGGUCGGGUGAUUGUGGAGGCCAGAUCAUCUGAUGCAGCACAUUUUUGGUUACUACAUGAUUCCAUGUGUUAUUUCAUAGUUUGUCUUCAAUAUUAUUCUACAAUGUAGAAAAUAGUCAAAACAAAAAAACUCUUAAAAUGAGUAGGUGUGUCCAAACUUUUGACUGGUACUGUAUCUGCUGGGCUUCUUGCGGUAAAUUCUUAGUCUACAAAUGAUUUGUAAAUAUGUUCUGUCCCCCUGACCAUCCGCUCAAGAAAGUAAUCCGCCCGCGGCUGUUUUUAGUUGAUGGUCCCCGCUGCAUGUUCUACUAGGACCGUAUAACCAUAGCGAAGAUUCAGUGUGUCUGUUGUUAAAGGGAUAGUUCCCCCAAAUUACAAAAUUUUCCUUACCCUAUACGCAGUCUAUUGACCAAGUCCAUGCUUUGGUUUGUUUAUCUGGCCACUGCCAUAGACUGCUUAUAAAGGUAAGGAAACCAAUAACAGUUUAUCAUUGGGAACUUUCCAUUUAAUGUUUUUAUGACUUGUUUUGGUAACUUAGUCUUUCUGAAUAUCAAAUCAUUUAAUGAUUCCCAUGAUCAAGAUUCCCUGUCGCUAUUUUAUUUGAUUCAUUUAAUUGUAAUGAGUUGGUACAUGAUUGAAUUAUUUGUUAUUCUCUAGAACCCUGGCUAUUGUUUUCUGUUGAUUAGAUUUUUAAAAAUUCUUUUUAAGUAUCUUCAUUUCUCUUUUCAAAGCCAAAUUCUGAUUCAUGGAAUAAGGUUGUUUGGGAUAUGGGCAAUUUAUAUUUUUGUUUGUAAAACAAACUAUUCUACUGUGUCAGGCAUUUGAGUGCAUUUGAAACCUCGAUUUUUCCUAAGACCAGCUUUGUGCCAAGAUUUUAUGCUCGAUCUACGGUAUGUCUCUUUCGUCCCAAAUAGCACCCUAUCCCCUAUAUAGUGCACUGCUUUUGACCAGAAUCCUAUGGGCCCUGAUCAAAAGUAGUGCGCUAUUCAGGGAAUAGGGUGCCAUUUUAUACCUGUAUCAAUUCUUAUGUAAUUAAUUAGCCUGGAUCCAGAUCUGUUGGUACAUUUUGCCAAUCCCUAUGGUCAUUGACAUGGCAAGAUGGCACAAAAAGAUCCAGGACCCAGGCUAACUUAUUUUUACCUCUUCUGCACAUAUUCCCUGUAUGGAUGAUUGCAUUCUCUGCUCAUUUGUCUGAGUUGUAUUCGAACUCAUUACCUCAACACUUAUCUGGGCAACUAAGUGUGCACAUUCUUUAAUGAUUCUUUUGGACAGUCAUUGAUAUUAUGCUCAUUUUAAUGUACUGUAUCGAAUAUAGGUAUGUCUUGUCGGUAUGACCAGGUUUAUUCAAAAACCCAAACAGUCAUUCCCACAACAGUGUUAUGCCGUUCAUCAUCCUAAGACCAUUGCAAUAAAUGGAAAGGUGUUAUUUUCCCAUUCAUCGUCAAAAUCAUCAAGUUCUUUUCAUCAAUAAAAUGAUUUAAAUACA